CGCGAUAAGAGGUACAGCGCCCAGAGAGCCCUUUACAGGUGGGUGGCCACUGAUAAGUGGAAUGGAAUCGUUGAAGCAGUUCUCGCGAGAUGUAGAGAGGCGGUAGCCGGUCCAGAGGGGCGGAGGCCCAGAGGUGGACCACGUGGGGGCUGGUGGAGCUGAAUCUCCGGCGGGCGUCCAGUUUAGGUCGAAGUUGGAGUUGGAACCGUGGAGAUGCGGAAGGAGACCCCUCCCUCCCUAGUGCCCCCGGCGGCCCGGGAGUGGAACCUUCCCCCCAAUGCGCCCGCGUGUAUGGAGCGUCAGUUGGAGGCUGCGCGGUACCGGUCAGAUGGGGCGCUUCUGCUCGGGGCUUCCAGCCUGAGUGGCCGCUGCUGGGCUGGCUCCCUCUGGCUUUUCAAGGACCCUUGCGCCGCCCCCAACGAAGGCUUCUGCUCCGCUGGAGUCCAAACGGAGGCUGGAGUGGCUGACCUCACUUGGGUAGGGGACAGAGGUAUCCUGGUGGCUUCUGAUUCAGGUGCUGUUGAAUUGUGGGAGCUGGAUGAGAAUGAGACACUCAUUGUCAGCAAGUUCUGCAAGUAUGAGCACGAUGACAUCGUGUCUUCAGUCAGUGUCCUGAGCUCUGGCACACAAGCUGUCAGUGGUAGCAAAGACUUCUGCAUCAAGGUUUGGGACCUUGCUCAGCAGAUGGUUCUGAAUUCAUACCGAGCUCACUCUGGGCAGGUCACCUGUGUUGCUGCCUCUCCCCACAAAGACUCCGUGUUUCUCUCCUGCAGUGAGGACAAUAGAAUUUUACUUUGGGAUACUCGCUGUCCCAAGCCAGCGUCACAGAUAGGCUACAGGGCCUCUGGCUACCUGCCUACCUCGCUGGCUUGGCAUCCUCAGCGGAGUGAAGUCUUUGUCUUUGGCGAUGAGAAUGGGACCGUCUCCCUUGUGGACACCAAGAGUGCAAGCUGUGCCCUCAGCGCAACUGUGCACUCCCAGAGUGUCACCGGGCUGGUGUUCUCUCCACACAGCACUCCCUUCCUGGCUUCUGUGAGUGAAGACUGCUCCCUCGCCGUGCUGGACUCGGGCCUCUCCAAGGUGUUUAGAAGCCGAGCCCACAGAGACUUUGUGAGAGAUGCUACCUGGUCACCGCUCAAUCACUCCCUUCUUACGACAGUGGGCUGGGACCAUCAGGUCGUCCACCACAUCUUGCCCACAGAACCUUUCCCAGAGCCUGGACUUAAGAGUGCUGCCGAGUAGACUGGAUUUAAGACAAGCAAAUCCCCCAUGAGUAUCUGCUCCCUCUGCCCCUGCCCACUCAGUUUGUGAGACAACACAGGAGCCUUAUAUAGUGUGUUGACACACCAGAUCUGUUAAUAGGCAUUGUCUCUCAGCCUGGGGGAGGCUGGAUCUGGGGUCCUGUAGUCACAGAGAAGAAAAACUUCCUUGAAGAUGGACGUGUGUGUAUGUGUCUGAGUGUAUGUGUAGAUAACAUAAUUUUUUUAGCAGAGAUGAAUAAAAAAAAAUGCAUCCCGCAUCUUCCCCAAGAUCUAACCCCCCUCCCCCCACAAGAAGUUGGCAGAAGGUUUUUAUGCCUCCCAUGUAGCUAUGCUUGAGGAAUUGACUGUGUCUUGGUAAGGUCUGGGCUGUGGGCAUUGCUGGAUUCUUGGAAGCAGCUCGUGACUCGUCAUAGAGAUAGGAGCACCUUUAUUUUUUUAAUAGAGCUUGAUUCGCCUUUGUCAUGGGCAGUGCUUCCAUUCACAGAAGUCCGGCCCAGCUCACCUUGAGGAAGAGCCAGGACACUUAACAUGGUUUUGCACAUCUCUUUGCCAUUAGACUGAGCCGAAGUCCAGUUGCUGGCUGAGUAAGAAGUGUGUGAUGCCCACCCCCCGUGAAGUUGUGUAUAUGAGAGAUGAGUGUAUUUCUGUCAUAGAUGCCAUGGGAAAAAGUUUCAGGAAGGUGGAGAGCUUAAAGGCACUUCAGUUAAAAACUGACACAGACUUUCAUAGGAAUGUCUGCCACUUUCCCACCUGAAAACAGCCUGGGGCCUGACCUUUUUUGCCUCUGGGUCCCUGCCUCUGGAUCUAGGAAGCCUGAAUGUUAUUUUGGGGAACUCUGAAGAUUUUAAAUGCAGCAAGAGAGAGAGAGAAUCGGAAAUACUGGUCAGUGAAAUAAAAAGUUGAUUCAUUGUUGGCCUGUC
Molecule: messenger RNA, 2182 nt
Organism: Sus scrofa (pig)
Lineage: Eukaryota; Metazoa; Chordata; Mammalia; Artiodactyla; Suidae
Gene: WDR77
Product: WD repeat domain 77
Biological process (GO): oocyte axis specification
Cellular component (GO): methylosome
Molecular function (GO): protein binding
Source: RefSeq, a predicted model, not a curated record